AUCUAAAAUAUCAUAAAUGGGUAAAAACGAGAAACUGGAUUAUAAAAAUAAAAACAAAAAGUUAUUAAAAGUCAUUUUGAUUACUGUUGUCGUUAUUGUGGUCAUUGCUGUGGCCAUUGGCGUCGGCGUCUACUAUGGAGUUCGUAAAGAUAUUUGCGAUAAUAUAAGCGUUGAGACCGACUGUCCCUACUGUCAACACCAGAGUUCACUUGGAAACUACUGUUCCAAAACAAAGUUAGGUAUAUAUAACAAGUUUGCAAUUAGUACAGACUCGGAGCCCUGUGCCAGCAUUGGUAGAAAAAUCAUUGAUGAAUACAAUGGCAAUGCUGUGGAUUCAAUAAUAUCAGUGCUGUUAUGUAUGGGAGUAACGAUACCCGAGUCGUUGGGAUUAGGCGGAGGAGCUCUGAUUCUUAUCUAUAAUGCCACUGAAGACAAAACGUAUACUAUCGAUGCCCGAGAAGUGGCGCCGGCGGCCGCCACUGAAAACAUGUUUGAUGACAAUCACAAACAUUCGGUAGACGGUCCAAAAGCCAUAGCAGUUCCCGGAGAAUUGUAUGGAUAUUGGACUAUGUUUGAGAAAUAUGGCAGCAAAAAUGUCAAAUGGGAACAGUUGUUUGAAAAAGCUAUCGAUUUGUGCGAAAAUGGAUUCAAUGUAAGCGAACACUUGGAGACAGCUCUCCAACAAAAAAGGAGUUUUAUAGAGAAACACAAGUCCUUGCGGGACAUCUAUAUUAACCCCGUAACCAACGACUUGUAUAAAGAAGGACAAGUGAUGAAACAACCGAUUUUGGGACAAACAUUGAAGAAUAUCUCUAAACAAGAAGAUCCAAUACAUUAUUAUUACCACAUUUUGUCCAAAAUUAUUAUCGAAGAUAUUAAAAAUGCUGCGAAAGAUUGGGAUAACAACGAACCAAUUAUAACUGUCGAUGACUUUAAAAACUAUAAAUCUGUUAACAAUAAUUCAGUGAUCACUAAAUUUGAUUUAAAUAACAUAACUCUUCAUUCAUUUCCAUUGCCUGGAAGUGGGGAUUUACUGUCAUUCAUGAUAAAUGUAAUGCAAAGAUAUAAUGGCUUUUAUCCCACGGCUGCCAACUCUACGGACAAUUCAACGCUUUUCUACCACCGAUUAGUUGAGACCUAUAAGUAUGCGUUCGCUCAGAGAACACAUCUGGAAGACAAUCCUUUGGAUCCAAAUGUGACAAAAGUGAUAAAAAUGUUGAGAAGCGAUGCAUUCGCCAAAAAUAUCAAUAAAUUAAUUAAUGAUGAAAUAACUUAUGCGAGCAAAUCUGGUCAUUACGAUAAAGAUUUGGCUAACAUUGAUGACGAUCACGGAACAGCUCACGUCUCGGUAGUCGAUUCCCAGGGAAACGCCGUAGCAGUUACUGCUACUAUUAACUCAUAUUUUGGUUCAAAAGUGAUGUCUCCGCGAACGGGUAUUCUGUUAAACAAUGAAAUGGACGACUUUAAUACCGGCGAUACCAAUGAUUUUGGUAUUCCUCCGUCAAAAUCUAAUAAAGUAAAACCUGGUCGACGACCCCUGUCCUCAAUGUGUCCGUCGGUUUUUACUGAUCAAACUGGUUUACGUCUUGUGAUUGGAGGAAGUGGAGGACCAAAGAUAACGACAACAGUGGCAUCGGUUGCUAUAAGAAACUUAUUCUUCGGUGAAGACAUACAGUUGGCCAUCGAUGGCCAGAGAGUUCAUCAUCAGUUGUUUCCCGAUAAAGUAAUUUAUGAAAAGUGUUUCCCAAAGGAAAUAUUGUGUGGGUUAAAGAAAAAGGGUCAUACAGUGGAACGGUUAGGUGAUAAUGAUAGGGGUGCCAUUAUUAUGGCCAUCGCCAAAAAUAAUGGCAAACUAUAUGCCAAUUCUGACUAUAGGAAAGGCGGAACUGUUGAUGGAGUGUAACAAUAGGUUAUUAUGAAUUUUAACCAUUAAUUUUUAAACUAAUUGUUAUUUAUUUGCAAAUAUCAUUACAAUAUUUAUGUUAACAUUUUGUUUUAAGUCAUUUUUAUGAAAUUAUCAUCGAC
Messenger RNA from Oppia nitens, 2025 nucleotides. RefSeq names its product scoloptoxin SSD14-like. Gene Ontology annotation, molecular function: glutathione gamma-glutamate hydrolase. The coding region runs from base 17 to 1903 and encodes 628 amino acids. Gene Ontology annotation, biological process: glutathione catabolic process. The record is from RefSeq and is a predicted model, not a curated record. Gene Ontology annotation, cellular component: plasma membrane. The transcript has 8 exons. NCBI's taxonomy places the organism in Eukaryota, Metazoa, Arthropoda, Arachnida, Sarcoptiformes, Oppiidae.